Scylla paramamosain (green mud crab) is the source of this 1815-nucleotide messenger RNA. RefSeq lists its product as uncharacterized. NCBI's taxonomy places the organism in Eukaryota, Metazoa, Arthropoda, Malacostraca, Decapoda, Portunidae. Bases 85 to 1122 code for a protein of 345 amino acids. The record is from RefSeq and is a predicted model, not a curated record. The transcript is spliced from 6 exons.
AGUGCAGGAGAAAAGUUCUCGGGUACAGAGCUAUAGAGGUAGAAGAAAUACGCAUUAUCAAUUAAAGGGAAAAUUUGCUGAACGAUGCCAGGAGGAAACACAGGAGAGGAAGGGGAGGAGGAAGAAGGAGACAUCAAGAGGAAUAAAGAUGAAGAAGGAAAGAGGGAAAUAAACACGUCUCUCGACCCGUCCCUCCUCCCCUCAGCUGGAAGGGAAAAACCAUCAGCAUCCCUAGACUUUCCUGGCGUGCGCUUCGCUGAUGACAACAUCACGACGAAGCCACGCCAGGAGACCCAAGUGGUGGUGGAGAGCAUGAAGAAGAACGAGGUGGUGGAUACGAGACCAAAGGAGGAAGUGGAGGAAAUGGUGGAAGUAGAUUGGUUUGGGAUUCCAUUAGCAGACUCCACCUUACCAGAUUAUACCUCCAUGUACCGUCACCACUACCCUAAUCCCCACCACGUGCCGCGGGAGAUGGGCAGAAUGCCGGGUCCAGCAGGGAAGCCACGAGAGUUACAUGAACAGUUUGAGGGCGUGGGAUGGGUGCCGCGUGACACAGCUCCGCGCGGGCAGGUGGGCGGCUACGUCAAGAUGGGCGGGGAGGUGGGGCGGGCGCUGCUGCAUCCCCAGGGCACUCUCUGGACCACGCCCCCGCACCGCCUGGCCGUCAUCAGGAGGACUGACCCCACCGAGUACUUCAACCUGUGUGACCCCCAUAACAAGGUCCCGGUGGAGCGCCUCGUAUACCAGUGGACUCUACGUGACCAGGCUGCGGUGGACGAGCGUGUUAAUCUGGGCCGCGCCUGUAGAUCUUCGGGCUUCACCAGGAACUCUAGCCCGCACCUCCCUCCGUCAGAAAACAGAACCUUCGUCUCUGAGUACGGCCUGAGGUACGGCUCAAGGGCACCAAGGAAUGACAUCGAGGGUCUUCACCACGCCCUCGAGAACCCUCCCGCCCUCCACCCUCCCGAGUACCCAGCAUACGGGGGCACCACCACCAUGGACGACACCCCCAAUGCCUUCCACAGGUUCUCCCCGCAUCUACUACGCAAGGACCCGAACUUAAAGAACAUGACACCUUCGCAUCACCUUCGCCAGGCGCAUAAGGACUUUUCCAACACCUGACCUUAAGCUGACCUUCACCUGACCAACGUUCGCCUAAGUAAACGUCAUCCAAACGUUCUUCCUCACCAAACGUUUCUCGUCUCCCAGAGUUUCUGUAAACGUUGGAAUGGUGUGUUGUGAUCGGUGAUGUCUUUUGGCGUUUGGUGUUUGGUAGAAUAGGAGUGUGGUGUGUUAAGGCAAGGUGAACGAGAGGUGUUGAGUGUAAGAACGUAAGAAGGUAAGGGAAGCUGCAAGAAGUCAGUAGGCCUAAGUGUGGCAGCGAGUAUGUUUUCUUUAUGCAAGAGGGACACUGGCCAAGGGCAACAACAAUAAAAAAAAAAAAGUACGAAAAAAAGUCUCACUAAGAGUAACAGUCCCUAAAGAAAGGUAAAAAGGAAUCAUGUUGUGUGUAAGUGGUUGUGUUUGUGUUCUUUGUGUUUAACUGUAAGAUUGUACUGUGUUUUAUUCAUCUAUCUGUUUAUUUGUUUGUCUAUUUAUUUACUUUUUUAUCUAUUUUACUUGUUUGUCUCUAAGUGUUUGGUUUAAUAAUCACGAUGUAUUUAACCUGUCUAUCCGUUUAGUAGUAGUUAACUGGUUUGUUAUUCAUUUGUCCAGACAUUUAGCUAAGUAUCUAAGAGUAUCAUUCACUCGUUCACUUGUUGGGUUGUAAUUGUUUUGGUUAUCAAAACAAAAUUUGUGGAUGGUGGUGAUGGU